CGGCCCCGGAGCCCCAUUGGCUGCCCCGAGGCACCCGGGGAAUAAAGCCGUGAGCGCAGCCGGGCAGCGCCCAGAACAGCGCCCGCGUCCCUCCCUCGUCCAGCUGCCCCUGCUGUUCACCCGCGGCGGCCAUGGCAUCUGGGGAGCCCCUGCACCUGAGGACCCCCCUCCGAGAGAGCAUGGCCUUGUCCAAAGAGGCUGGCACCACUGUCUACCUCAAGAUGGACAACGCCCAGCCCUCUGGCUCCUUCAAGAUCCGGGGCAUCGGGCACUUCUGCAAGACGUGGGCCGAGCGGGGCUGCAAGCAUUUUGUCUGCUCCUCGGCGGGCAACGCAGGCCUGGCUGCGGCCUACACCGCCAGGAGACUGGGCAUCCCAGCCACCAUCGUGGUGCCCCGCACCACGCCGCCCCUCACCGUCCAGCGGCUGAAGGACGAAGGUGCCACCGUCAAGGUCGGGGGCGAGGCGUUGGACGAAGCCUUCGAGCUGGCCAAGGCCCUGGCCAAGAACAACCCGGGCUGGCUGUACGUGCCGCCCUUCGAUGACCCCCUCAUCUGGGAAGGCCACACAUCGGUCGUGAGAGAGCUCAAGGAAGCGCUGAGCGCAAAGCCGGGCGCCAUCGUGCUGUCGGUGGGCGGCGGGGGCCUGCUGUGCGGCGUGGUCCGGGGGCUGCAGGAGGUGGGCUGGGGGGACGUGCCCGUCGUCGCCAUGGAGACCAUCGGAGCCCACAGCUUCCACGCCGCCACCACCGCAGGCGAGCUGGUGACGCUGCCCCGGAUCACCAGUGUGGCAAAGGCCCUGGGUGUGAACAGGGUGAGUGAGCAGGCCCUGAAGCUCUUUCAAAAAUACCCCAUCUUCUCUGAGGUCAUCACCGACCAGGAGGCUGUGGCUGCCAUUGAGAAGUUUGUAGACCACGAAAGGAUCCUGGUGGAACCCGCAUGCGGGGCUGCGCUGGCCGCGGUCUACAGCCACGUGGUCAGGAGGCUACAGGCCGAGGGCAAGCUGCAGGCCCCGCUGUCCUCCCUCGUGGUCAUCGUCUGCGGGGGCAGUAACAUCAGCCUGGCCCAGCUGCAGGCGCUCAAGGAACAGCUAGGCAUGAACAGCUGCCCAAGGGAGGACCCGGCCCGGUGCCCGCACCCUGAACAGGACUUGGGGUCUGGGGUGCACCUGUCUUUGGCGACCCCUUGUCCCCAGCGAGACUGUGAACUGGACAUCUUGGGGGCCGCAUGAGCACUCUGUGAGCGUCCUCGGUCACAACACACCAGGUUCCCCAGAGCAGGGUGGCACAGGGGUCCCCCAAGCGAGGUGACCCCAUCGCAGGCUUCCCGCACCCGACGUUGAGGAUCUGCCUCAUCCACCUCAUCCAUUCCUCUGGAAGCCCGGCUUCAUCCUAACUCGUUUUUCUAGUGUGCACUUUUUCACUGAGAGAGAAAAUACCUAUUUAUGAAACAAGAUCCUUGGAGAA
Messenger RNA from Cavia porcellus (domestic guinea pig), 1464 nucleotides. RefSeq names its product serine dehydratase (gene Sds). The record is from RefSeq and is a predicted model, not a curated record. Gene Ontology annotation, biological process: L-serine catabolic process; L-threonine catabolic process. The transcript has 8 exons. Gene Ontology annotation, molecular function: L-serine ammonia-lyase activity; pyridoxal phosphate binding; threonine deaminase activity. Lineage: Eukaryota; Metazoa; Chordata; Mammalia; Rodentia; Caviidae. Bases 132 to 1229 code for a protein of 365 amino acids.